AUGCAUAUGUCAUCCAAGCCCCUCCAACGCUUGCGUCAAAGUGUGAAUUAUCAUUCGGACCUUCCUCAAUGAAUAACUAGAUCCCUGUACAUACUGACUGCCGUGAGCUCGUUUCUUCGUAACUGUGGCGCCGACAAAUCGAUCUGGACGGGCGUCUUGCAUAUCCUUUCUCUUCCUCGUUGCUCUUGCUGCGGCUGUGUGCGCCAUUUUUCUUGCCAACAAGGUCUUAUAUAGUGCUGAAACCCGCAAGCCUCUUGAAUCGAGCAAUUACGAGAAGCCAAACACUGUUUCCGAGAUGUCUGGAUUCAAAUCGGUGGCGUAUUUUGUCAACUGGGCCAUCUAUGGCCGCAACCACAACCCACAGGAUCUUCCUGCCGACAAGCUGACUCAUAUAUUGUACUCGUUCGCUAAUGUGCGCCCAGAUAGUGGCGAGGUCUACCUGACAGACACUUGGUCUGACACGGAUAAACAUUACCCAACUGAUUCAUGGAAUGACAGCGGCACUAAUGUCUAUGGUUGCAUCAAACAGCUCUAUUUGCUCAAGAAGCAGAACCGCAAAUUGAAAGUACUCCUGUCCAUUGGUGGAUGGACAUACUCAUCGAAUUUUGCCCAGCCAGCCAGCACUGACGCUGGUCGGACCCAUUUCGCGGAGACUGCGACAAAAUUAGUGCUGGAUUUGGGUCUGGAUGGAAUUGACAUUGAUUGGGAGUAUCCGCAGGAUGAUUCGCAAGCCCAGAAUUAUAUUUAUCUUCUGCAAAAAUGCCGACAGACUCUCGAUGCAGCUGCAGGCCCGAACAGAAGAUUUCUUCUUACAAUUGCUUGUCCAGCAGGACCAUCAAAUUACCAAAAACUUCGCCUUCGUGAGAUGACGCCAUACCUUGACUUUUAUAAUCUUAUGGGCUACGAUUAUGCUGGAUCGUGGGACCAGACCGCUGGCCAUCAAGCCAAUAUAUUCCCAUCAAACCAGAACGGCGUAUCCACGCCAUUCUCUACCGUAGCUGCUCUUGACUAUUACAUCAAAUCUAGCGGUGUGCCAUCCUCCAAAAUGGUUUUAGGCAUGCCGCUUUACGGCCGCGCUUUUCAGAAUACGCAAGGUCCCGGCGCCCCCUACAGUGGCGUGGGUGAAGGCAGCUGGGAACAAGGGGUGUGGGAUUACAAGGCGCUUCCUCGACCAGGGGCAUCGGAAGCUGUUGAUCCGCAGAUUGGUGCGUCGUGGUGCUAUGAUCCUGCUACCAAGACCAUGGUGACGUAUGACAAUGUUGCGGCCAGCGAAAUCAAGGCCAAUUUCAUCCGUCAGAACGGGCUAGGUGGAGGAAUGUGGUGGGAGAGCAGCGGUGACAAAGGAGGCAAAGCUGCUAAUAAGGCUGAUGGUAGUCUGAUUGGUACUUUUGUUGAUGGUGUUGGAGGUGUUGGCGCUUUGGACCAGUCUCCCAACAACUUGGAGUUUCCAGAAUCGAAGUUUGACAAUUUACGAGCAGGCAUGCCAACAGCAUAGGCAUAUAUUUCAAUAGUGAUUACAGGUAUAGUCUACAAAUAGGAUGUAUAUUCAAACGGAAGAGUUGAUUU
Talaromyces proteolyticus is the source of this 1566-nucleotide messenger RNA. Its product is annotated as putative class V chitinase. The transcript is spliced from 7 exons. Bases 296 to 1495 code for a protein of 399 amino acids. The record is from RefSeq and is a predicted model, not a curated record. Gene Ontology annotation, molecular function: chitin binding; chitinase activity. Lineage: Eukaryota; Fungi; Ascomycota; Eurotiomycetes; Eurotiales; Trichocomaceae. Gene Ontology annotation, biological process: chitin catabolic process; carbohydrate metabolic process. Gene Ontology annotation, cellular component: extracellular region.